Tribolium castaneum (red flour beetle) is the source of this 958-nucleotide messenger RNA. RefSeq lists its product as uncharacterized. Gene Ontology annotation, molecular function: metalloendopeptidase activity; zinc ion binding. The record is from RefSeq and is a predicted model, not a curated record. The coding region runs from base 29 to 928 and encodes 299 amino acids. Gene Ontology annotation, biological process: proteolysis. NCBI's taxonomy places the organism in Eukaryota, Metazoa, Arthropoda, Insecta, Coleoptera, Tenebrionidae. The transcript has 4 exons.
UUCAGUGCGCGACUUUCAGCAGUCGAAGAUGCGGCGGCCAAUUUUCGUGUUAUUUUUUCUGCUACAUCUGAAAAAUGCCAGAGUUAUCCUUCCGACGGUACCCGAUGUCAUGCAUCCACCCGUACCCGACGAUGCUAAAGUCGACCGAGAUAUGGCUUUUAUGAUGGAAGACCCCGAUCCCGAAGUCACUCCCGGACUGUUCCAAGGGGACAUGGCUAUGACCAACGAGAUCUACAACUACUGGAGGGUAGGGAUACGGUGGGACGUGUUUCCGGAAAAACUAUGGGUCAAUGGGACUGUUCCAUAUGUCAUAAGCCCCAUAUAUGAACCAUCGGACCAAGUGACAAUUUUAAAAGCCAUCCAUAUUCUAAACUUCAUGACUUGCGUUCGGUUCGUACCAUGGGAUGGUAAAGCUAAAGAUUAUCUCCUAAUCUGGCCCAUCAAAUACCCCAAGGGUUGUUGGUCAUUUGUGGGUCGUUUUGGUGGCGCCCAGAUUGUGAGUCUACAACCACCAGACGCCACAAGCCCAAAUUGUCUUGGUACUGAAGGGAGGGCCGUCCAUGAACUAAUGCACGCCUUGGGUGUGUUCCACGAACAGUCACGAUGGGACAGAGACAAGUUCGUUAAAAUCCACAUGGACAAUAUCAUACCACAGUACAAAACCAACUUUGAUAAGCAAAGCCUUGAAAAUACGACUUACAGCUUCGAGUAUGACUAUGAUUCCAUAAUGCAUUACGGGAAAUACUUUUUCAGUAAAGGUAAAAACAAACCUACAAUUACAGCAAAGCAACCAGGAAUCAAAAGGCUUGGUCAGAGGAAGGCUCUUUCCAAGGGAGACUGUUUGAAACUCAACGAUCUCUAUGGCUGUUUCGACAACCCUCGACUUCGUCGCAAAUACUACACGUUAUGUCAAUUUAUGGGUAUUUAAUUUAUUUAAAUAAAAUUAAUUAAUCUUCAA